Messenger RNA from Bombus pyrosoma, 2392 nucleotides. Its product is annotated as major facilitator superfamily domain-containing protein 1-like. Gene Ontology annotation, molecular function: transmembrane transporter activity. Lineage: Eukaryota; Metazoa; Arthropoda; Insecta; Hymenoptera; Apidae. Gene Ontology annotation, biological process: transmembrane transport. The transcript has 7 exons. The record is from RefSeq and is a predicted model, not a curated record. The coding region runs from base 741 to 2081 and encodes 446 amino acids. Gene Ontology annotation, cellular component: lysosome.
AUCUGAUCGCUUUUGUUUCGGUACAUUAUGACCUCAUUAAGUGUUUAAACUCGAGUUUGAACUCAGUUAUCGGGAUGACUAAUAUCUGUUGUUUCUUUCCGAUUAAAGUUUUCGUAAAAUAAUUUCAAUUGCAACCUGCAAUAAUUUUGUUUAUUAAAUUUUAUGAUAUGCUGGUUUGAUAUUUUUUUCACGAACAUUUAAGCCCGUACUUUGACGUUUAUUAUCUAUCGCAUAUCGUAACGAAAUGCUAAUGAACCUAUAAAAUUAUAGGAAGCGUGAUUUUUUUCAAUCGUUAUUAUCAUUACAUCGAAAAUGUAUUUAAUUACGAGAUACUCGUUACUCGACAGUAAACUAAACAAUCACGUACAUUUGAUUAUUCUAGUUCUAUUGCCUCUAUUGCCAUCGUAUUUAUGUAAUGUUUUUUUAAUGAAUCAUUUAUAAAUUUUUUUACGAUGCUAGGGAAAUGAGCUUUUUAAGAAAUAAUGUGAAAUUGUACUCUUACUGUUAAUCAUUACUUAUUACAUUUCUUUUCUAUUGAUUUGCGAGAAACUAUUUUUAGUAAUUGUUCUGUGAAAAUUUUAUUAAUUGUGUUUUAGUUCCUUUCUAUUGGUUUUCCAAGUGACAUAAAAUGCUCAAUACACGUAUACAACGUAACAUACAUUUAUGAAUGGAUUCGGUGUUCUUACUUCUGCUUUGACAAUCCUGGUGCUUUGCAAGAUGACUUUAAAGUCGACUUGCAGAUGUCAACUAGUAAAUUUGUUUUAUUGUAUUCUAUUUACUCAUGGCCAAACGUGAUUUUAUGUUUCAUUGGCGGAUUUUUAUUGGACAGUGUAUUUGGCAUACGUUUAGGAACAAUUAUAUAUAUGGGACUUACGCUGAUCGGUCAGAUUAUAUUUGCAGCUGGAGCUAUGGUUAACGAGUUUUGGGUGAUGAUGGUUGGUCGCUUUGUUUUUGGCGUUGGCGCAGAAUCAUUGGCCGUCGCUCAAAAUAAUUAUGCCGUUUUAUGGUUCAAAGGGAAGGAACUGAACUUGGUGUUUGGUUUGCAGCUAAGUUUCGCUAGAGUCGGAUCAACCGUGAACUUUUUAGUAAUGGAGCCAAUUUAUAAUUACGUGUCUCAAUACUAUAAAGGGCCAGAAUGUAUUGGCAUUGUUCUCUUUCUCGCUGCCCUUACCUGCGUGGGUUCUAUGAUCUGUGCAUGUUUACUGGGUAUUAUGGAUAAGCGUGCUGAGAGAUUAUUAAGAAGGGGAGAGGGGCAAGAAACCGAAGUCGUUAGUUUAACCGAUAUUAAAGAUUUUAAACUAAUAUUUUGGUUGAUCGCCGUCAUUUGUAUUGCUUAUUACGUUGCGAUAUUCCCGUUCAUCGCAUUAGGAAAAGUAUUUUUCGAACGAAAGUAUGCGUUUGAACCAUCAAACGCGAAUAUGGUUAACUCUCUCGUGUACUCCAUAUCAGCUAUUGCGUCUCCCAUCUUGGGCUAUCUUGUCGAUAGAACUGGAAAGAACGUUUCUUGGAUGUUUGUCAGUAUUCUUGCAACUAUAGUAGCUCAUGGACUACUCGCAUUCACAUAUAUAAAUCCUUAUGUAUGCAUGAUUCUUAUGGGAUUAGCAUACUCUAUGCUCGCUAGUAGUUUAUGGCCACUGAUCGCACUCGUUACCCCAGAAUAUCAGCUUGGUACUGCUUACGGAAUUGCACAGGCUGUACAAAAUUUGGGUUUGGCUACAACUUCAAUAUUAGCUGGUAUAAUCGUUGACCGGGGUGGAUACUUCAUGCUCGAAAUGUUUUUCUUGGGUUGGCUAUGGAUUUCGUUAAUAACCGCUGUUGCAAUCUGGGUGUCGGACGUAACAACUACCGGUGGCUAUUUGAAUAUGACGCCAGGUCAGAGAGAAAAAUAUGAAGAAAUUCGACGUACACCGGAAAGUCUCGAAAGAGAAAAGUUACUGGCUCCGGAAUCAACUUCUGAUUUAUCGACUGACGAUCUUUUACAACCACAAUCUGACAUUAGCAUUAGAAAUCGUUAUCUGUCUCGCAUCGGAGGAAUGGUACCACCUAACGUAAAAACACCAAUUCACCGGCUAUUACGAUGAUGCAUUUUAUUUAGAUGAAUUUAAAAAUAUAAAUAGCUAUAUUCAUUUAAAAACCUCGGUAAAAGAGUUGCUCACUGUGUCUUCCUCUUACACAGCAUUAAUCUGUGAUAAUUUCGUAAUCGAUACGUUUGAAUUGUAGCCCGAAUUACACAUAAUUCAUUUGUAACAGAUCGAAAAAUAGAUCUUUUAUCGAGAAAUUAAUAUGCCAAUAAUUGACAAGUGGCAAAGAUAUAUUUGUAUAUCGUUUGUUUUUGGCAUUUAUUGUAACUACGAAUGUUAAUAAUAAUACGAUUUUAUGAAACACCAUCAAA